AUGCCUGACAGACAGGACACCGAUGUAUCUGUCAUAUAUCAUACUCCAGCCAAGCUGUCAGAUCCAGAUAGAGAGACUCUCAGAAUACUCUACAGAGACCUGAGCUCACAGCCCAUGCUGGAACGGGCAUCGCACACUGAUGUCACAAGCAAACCAGCAUCAAAGUGUUGGCUGUCUUGGUUUGGAAACAGCAUUGUGAUUUUCGUCCUGUAUAAACAAAGACAUCUUCUGCAGCCGACCGACUACCUCACAUUUAACUUGGCAGUAUCAGAUGCUAGUAUCUCCGUGUUUGGUUAUUCACGGGGGAUCAUUGAAAUCUUCAAUGUCUUCAGAGAUGAUGGAUUCAUUAUCACAUCAAUAUGGACCUGCCAGGUUGAUGGCUUCCUGACACUUCUCUUUGGCCUGGCUAGCAUUAACACCCUUACAGUAAUCAGUGUGACUCGCUACAUCAAGGGCUGCCAUCCUGAGAGAGGUCACUGCAUCAGCAACAGCAGUAUGACAGUGGCGCUGGUUCUCAUUUGGAUAGCAGCUUUCUUCUGGUCAGCAGCUCCAUUACUUGGCUGGGGCAGUUAUACAGAUCGCAUGUAUGGCACGUGUGAGAUAGACUGGGCAAAAGCCAACUUCUCUACAAUCUACAAGUCCUACAUUGUCUCCAUUUUUAUCUGUUGUUUUUUCCUACCUGUGUCAGUCAUGGUCUUCUCAUAUGUGUCAAUUAUCAAUACUGUCAAGCUAAGCCAUGCGUUAACAGGACUGGGGGAUCCCACAGACAGACAGAGGAGAAUGGAGCGGGACGUCACCAGGGUUUCCAUUGUCAUUUGCACAGCCUUCAUUAUUGCGUGGUCACCAUAUGCUGUCAUCUCUAUAUGGUCUGCCUUUGGUCACCCUGUACCCAAUCUUACCAGCAUCCUUGCCAGUUUGUUUGCUAAGUCUGCCAGCUUCUACAAUCCCAUUAUCUACUUUGGAAUGAGCUCCAAAUUUCGGAGGGACAUUUUCAUCUUGUUCCAUUGUGCCAAGGAAGUCAAGGACCCUGUGAAGCUCAAACGUUUCAAAAACCUCAAGCAAAAACAACAGGAGCCUUCUCAGAAAGAAGAGAAGUAUGCAGGAGAAACGCACCCUGCACCAAGCCCUGAUUCUGGGGUGGGAAGUCCAACCAAUACCCCACCUCCAGCAAACAAGGAAGUGUGUUUUGGUAUUCUUGAUACACCGUCUAAUAACCCUGAUAUUGAAUGUGAUAGACUGUAAGUUUUGUGGCCACUUAACACACGCACCCGCUUUGUGUUCAGGAAGACUCUCUUCAGAUCAGUGCUUGGGUGAUUUCCUAAUUCCCAGUCCAUCUGUUUCUUGCUAUAGCAGUGAUGACUAUACAGCUCAAGCAAAUCAGAUGGUAAAGUGAUAUUUUCCUUCUAUGUAGGUACAAAAAGCUAUGAAGCACAUUACAUUGUGGGCAGCACAGCCAGUGCCAGAAACAUUUGAUUUUCACAUGAAUGCAGGAAACGAAAGACAGACUUGUGAAGAGCAGGCAUUAGCUAACAAAAAUAACUAAUAUGUUCCUAACCAAUUUUUAUUAAUUAGGAGAUUAAAUUUCAAAAUACAUUUUUUGCUCUUCAGCACUCCCAGCCGCAGAGGAUCAUUUUUGCUCCGUGGUGCUAUAGGAGAAGGUGGGCCCUGCUGAGACAGCCGUGAAGCUGCUGCAGCUCCAGCAGCCAGGAGUCGGUAGGCAAAACUUUGUGCUCCCCAAGGGGUGCCCACCACCUGAGCCCUGUGCCUGCAUGGGUGUGUGUCUGAUUGCCUGUGCCUGACUCUGCCUGUGUCUAUGCAGGUGCUAGGAGUUGUAGAUCCUGGCAUUUGCUAGUUGCUGUCAUCUGAACAGUGGCUUCAUACUUGUCCUUGUUGGUCAGCAGAAUUAUUUCCACCUUCCCCAAAAUUCCCAGUGAGCCAGGCCUGGCUGUAGCAUUCAGAUUCAGGAAAGCUUGCCUUUAAUUUUUCUGAUCUGUCUCCAAAGUGGUUGUUCUUCUACUGACUAUUAAUGUGGAGCAAGAGAUGUUGUACGGGCAAAGAAACCAAAAAUUACACUUAGGUUUUGAGAGUAUUGAUGAAGUGUGGCAUCAGAGCUAUUUACAAAAUAAUCCAACACUUCACUGCUGCUUCUAAAGAAAGUUUUUGUACCUGCCUAUGGGUAAAAAAUGACUUUUAGGUAAAUGUAACUAAGUAGCAAUUAAGGAUAGUGAUUUCAAUAGCUAGACUGUAGACUUAAAUGAGUAGCAAGUCUAUCAGAUAUUACAAUAUCCAGUUAUUCCACCAAGUUUAUUUUACAGAUUGAAAGUGAGGAGAUAUAUCUUCAUAAUUCCCCAUCUUGGACAUUAACUACCUACCCAGAGACUUCUGCACAAAUGUCUCUGUAUUAGCUGUGGAAAUUGUGGGUUCAUUUAGUGCCGUUUACAAAUUAAACAAGGGCGAAAAAAAAAAAAGAAGAAAAAAAACCCCAACAGCAAUGGUUGCUAACCUCACUGCUACUUAUGACUUUUUGCAAUCUCACUGUCUGGGUUUGCUAAAAUGUAGUUGUUUUGCAAAAGUAUACUUU
Molecule: messenger RNA, 2581 nt
Organism: Calidris pugnax (ruff)
Lineage: Eukaryota; Metazoa; Chordata; Aves; Charadriiformes; Scolopacidae
Product: visual pigment-like receptor peropsin
Exons: 6
Coding region: 1-1242 (413 amino acids)
Biological process (GO): G protein-coupled receptor signaling pathway
Cellular component (GO): membrane
Molecular function (GO): G protein-coupled receptor activity
Source: RefSeq, a predicted model, not a curated record